AUGUUUCAGCCCCAGAUGUUGCAGCAUGGUCUGACCUCUGACCUCAGACUCAUGCUCCUGUGUCUGUGUUUGUGUUUGAGGACGGAGCUGGCUGAACACGGGUUCAGGUUCUGUACGGAGUCUCUGGAGGCCAAACUGCAGAAACAGCUGGAGGUCCCUGCAGAGGAGCAGACCGAGGAGCAGGAGGAUCUGAGGAAGGAGACACGCCUCCUACUCGGUCUGUGUUUGGACUCUAGAGCUCGAUACCGGGCCUCAUCGAUGCACCUGAACCUGGCCAAACAGGACUACCAGAACGCCCUGAACAUCUGCCGCCAGGAGCAAGGGGAAACCCACCCACAGACUCUGGUGCUGAUGAGCGAUCUUGCGACCAUCUUGGAUCUUCAGGGUUGCUAUGACGAAGCCCUGGCACUGAUCCAGCAGGCUGUGAACCUUAGCCGGUCUGUGGGACACCCAGACCGACACGUCCUGCUGGGGAACAUGGCGGGCAUCCUGCUGCACAAAGGUCAGCUGGAGGACUCAGUGCGAUGCUACAGGGAGGCUCUGAGUCUGGCCCGAGAGGCCGGAGACCAGGAGGCCAUGGACAUGAUCGAGGAGGGACUGAAGGAGGUGAAGAAGAAGAGGAAGGAGGAGAAGGCUUCACAGGAGUGACUGUGGCGGUCUCAGACUU
Molecule: messenger RNA, 667 nt
Organism: Cheilinus undulatus (humphead wrasse)
Lineage: Eukaryota; Metazoa; Chordata; Actinopteri; Labriformes; Labridae
Product: tetratricopeptide repeat protein 19, mitochondrial-like
Exons: 4
Coding region: 1-648 (215 amino acids)
Biological process (GO): mitochondrial respiratory chain complex III assembly
Cellular component (GO): mitochondrial inner membrane
Molecular function (GO): protein binding
Source: RefSeq, a predicted model, not a curated record